AUGGCGGGCAACGAUAGUGACUCUAUUGAUAAUUCAAGUGGUGGUCUUGCUGCCGCUGCUGCUACUGGUGGUGGUGAUGUUUCCGGUCAUUUGGGCGGCAAUCCUAGAAAGGAUGGUGAUGGUGAUGGUACAACUCUGGUGAUGAUGAUAACUGUGGUGACGGCGGUGGGGGAUGGGGUGGUGAUGCUCUCAAUCAUUCUGACGCUGGUUUAG
This is a messenger RNA of Echinostoma caproni, 213 nucleotides long. NCBI's taxonomy places the organism in Eukaryota, Metazoa, Platyhelminthes, Trematoda, Plagiorchiida, Echinostomatidae. The record is from the annotation of a GenBank genome assembly.